This is a messenger RNA of Maudiozyma saulgeensis, 5076 nucleotides long. The record is from the annotation of a GenBank genome assembly. NCBI's taxonomy places the organism in Eukaryota, Fungi, Ascomycota, Saccharomycetes, Saccharomycetales, Saccharomycetaceae.
AUGUCACUACAAUUGAAACCACUCACAAUUGACUCUACAGACAAAAAUUUAGACUCUAAACAAAAGAAAUUUCAGAGUAGUAUCAGUAGGGCCUUAGAACGUUUUGAUACAGUAACGGAAUGGGCUGAUUAUAUUGCAAGCCUGGGUGGCCUUUUGAAAGCUUUACAAAGUUGGAAACCCCAGUUUCAAAAUGUCAAAUAUUAUGUUCCAACACCUUAUCAAGUUAGUAGGAGAUUAACAUCCUCUUUAUCUCCAAACUUACCAGCAGGGGUACACCAGAAGACUCUAGAGGUUUAUACAUAUAUUUUUGAAAAUAUAGGUAUUGAUAUGUUGGCCACGGAAUCAAACAUUUGGAUUCCUGGUAUUUUACCAUUAAUGUCCUUUGCAUCUAUGUCUGUCAAAUCAUACCUGAUCGAUCUCUAUGACACAUAUCUAGUACAAUUACCUGCGCCAACCCUGAGAAUGCUUGCAAAACCAUUAAUUGCGUCAUUACUUCCAGGUAUCGACGAUGAAAGUAGCGAAUUUUUACCACUUACUCUUAAAUUGAUAGAAACAUUAAAAGAAAACAUGGCAGAUGAUUCAUUAUUUUGGCAAACAUGUUUUCUAGUUAUUACCACCAAUAGAGAUCGUAGAUUAGGAGGUUUAGUUUGGCUGAUGAAAAAAUUUCCAUCUGUAAAUGCAGUUCCACACUUGAUUAAAAACAAGAAGAAUGAAGAAGAUAGUCCUUCUCAUAACGGCAGUGGAAACACAAGCAUAGAUAGAGCAAUAGAAAAGAAAAAACUAAAAGAACAAAUUCUACAAACAUUAUUACCGGCUGCAAAGGACUUAGUAACCCCAGAGCCUGGACUUCUGAUUCGUUGCUUUUACCGUUGUUUGGAUUACGAUAACGAUAUUUUAAUUAAAAGAAAUAUUCUAGAUCUUUUAUUACAAAGAAUGCAUUUGAAUUCUCCAGUUCUAACUGAUCUAAUAUCUAAUGAGGACAGGAAACUUUUAAUAUUUAAAUGUUGUACCACAACCCUAAACAAAGAUAUGUCAUUGAAUAGAAGAAUAUGGAACUGGCUAUUGGGUUCUACGUCCACAUCCCCAGGUAAUGAUUCUUCCAGCUCCAUGGAUGGAGAGUUACAAUCAACUCAAAAAACAAAUACUAACGAAUAUUUCAUAAAGUAUGGUUUAGAACCAUUAUUAGCCAGCCUGAAAGAUCACAUAGAUACUAAAGAAGACUUAAUUAUUUCAUUUAGGAUAUGUAUAACGUUUCUGGAUAAAUGGGAAAUUGGAUCUUUAAUUGUCCCAGAAAUGUUUAUCCUUUUAUUAUUGGCAGCACAGAAGUUUGCCGAUGACGAAAAUGUUAUUAGAACAGCUGCUUCAUUUUUCGAUGCUGUCGAAACCAACAUUAUUUGGGGUAAAAUAUUUCAGUUCACCAAAGAAGAAAAAAAUUUCGAAUUUUUAAAAUUUGUCCUCUCGAACUUCAAUAUAGCAAAUGAUGAGGAAAUUAUCAUUCGCCAUUUACCGCUGAUGAUGCUGUCAUUAUUAUCAUUUGUCAAUGUGAAGACAAUUCUAUCUGAUCUCCAAAUAAAACAGGUGUUCGAAAUUUUAAACCAAUUAUUGGAAUUCACUCCAGAAAGAGCGUUCCUUCCUGUAACUCAUUCAUCUAUUGAAUUUAGUGAAUCUUCGACAUCCAAAGAAACAAUAAGCAAAAUUGAACAAUUUUACGGAGAUGUUUUGAAACCAGAUCAAUCCGAUUCGGAUGGAUCAGUAACUGAUCUGGAUUUACCGUUCUCUGCCGAAGAUAUAACGUACUUAUGCGUACGUAACUUAUACUCUAUUUUACUAAACAGCUUGAAAACAAAUGAGCACAUUAACGAGAUUGCUGAGUUUUUUGUUAAGCUAUUCGAAGUUAUACCAGAACAAACAGAAGAAUCAGAUAACAACAAACUCCAAACGCAAAACGAAGAACUAACAAGAACUCUACCCGAAGUUAUAAUGUCGAUAUCGCCUAAUGAUGAUACAAACCAAAUUUUGGGAAUCGUCAGCUUAUAUAGCAAAUACCUUGGAAACAGAAUAAAUACCUUGGAGUCAAUAAAACUUUUGAACCAAAUUAUUCACUCGCUUUGGGGCUAUAUGAUCAUUUCUUUCAAGCAACAGAUUGCAAUCAAAUGUUUGAAGUCAUUUGAAAGAACCAUACCUAGGAAAUAUGUUGCUAGCGCACUAGCUUCUGCGUUUGUGCAGGAGACUGAUUUCACCAAGAAAUUGAAUGUCGUAGACUUACUUUGGGAUCAAUUAGAUGCUCAUAAUGAAUUAUUAGACAAACCAUUAGAAUUGAUACUAGAUGAACUGUUCGAUAGACAAAAUCCAAAUUACUUAUCUGUCUCUAAAUGGGUAGUCUCUCUCUUGAAUACCGGAUCGAGUAAUCAAUUGUACCAAAUGUUGACCAGUGAAAUAUUGAAAUUCAAUUUUAUCAAUAAGGAGUCACUAGAUGAAUUUGACGAUUUAGAGAUGUUUACCUAUAGAAUAAGAAUUUUAACAGCAGUAUUGAAUAUUCGUGAUUGUUCUAUCGUUGAGAAUUUUGGUACUGAGAUGACCUCGAUAAGCUCAAUAGAGGCUUGGAAGAAUGAUGACAUUUCUACAUAUAAAAAUUUGAUGGUAGUAAUAUCACUAAGAUUUUUAAAGCUACAGAAUAAUACUGAUACAAAAAGUAUUAGAAGUAUUUUAAUAUUAUUAGAUUUACUUCUGGACGGUACCGAGUCUAAUUUUAAAGAAAUUGUCGUGCUAUCAUUGCAAAUGUCAUCAAUAUACAUAUCAGUUGGAGGCACCGAUUCUGAAUUAAUCGCUGUGUCGUUACUAGAUAUUGUAUCGAAAGUCCUACAAUUAUCCCACGAUAAUGGGAUAAAAUUAGAUAUAUUUGAUGAUAACUCUACGCACUUGAAAUACAUUGAUUUCUUAGUUACUAGUUUAUCCUCAAUGAAUACUCCAUUAAUCAUCUCCUCCUAUGUGAAAAUUUUAACUGAAAGUAUGGUUUAUUUUGGAGAAUCAAUUUUCCAUGUUCUGCUUCCUCUAACAGCUUCCAUUAUACAGUGCUUGGCUAGAUUAUUUACAGUAGAAAAAGAGAAAGGUGGCUAUUAUAAACCAAUCGCUCUUUUAUUCGAAGGUCUAGAAAAUUUAUUGGGUAUUGCACAUGGAUAUUUAUAUUCAGAAGAUAAAAAUGGGUUGUCUUCUGGAGGUGCUAACCAAAAAAGUGAUUUUUUGCAAUCUGUUGUUUCUAACGUCUUUUAUACAGAAAACGCUGAAGAUACUGUCAAAAGUCAAGGUGAACGUAAUGUUGUGUUACAAUCGUUCAAGCAAAUUACAGUAUGUUGCACUGAAGUAUGGUUCUGGGCUCAUGAUCUAUCUAUUGAUAAAGAAUUGUCGAAAAAGUAUCAUAGUUCUUAUAAAUUCAAGUUUAAGACGAAAAAACUACUUGAAAAAAUGUUCUUUUUAGAACCAUUGGAAACACUAGAAAAUUUAAUAGCGCUUAAAGAAAAAGAUGUAAUAACUUUAAUUCACGUUCUUGACGGCAAUAAACCUUCUUUAACUAUCCCUUAUCUGUUGUACAGUGUGAUAUUAAGAUACGAUAUCCAUACGACUAUCAAAUUUUCCUUCAAUGCCGGCAAAUAUAGCACCUUUAGAGUUACGAAAACCGAACCGACGUUACUUAAUAAAUUAGACAGUGAUACUAUUAUGGAUUUUAUAAUAAGAUACACCAUUUCCUUAGAAAACUCAGCCAUUGAAGAAUUUUAUGACGACUUUAUUAUAUUUUUUAAAGAGGUUUCAACUAAUUACACCUUAUUUAAGAAGAUAUAUCUGGAAAUAAUUAGUUUUGUUGGUACUGUUGCAACAAAAUUAUCCUUGUCUCAAGUUUCUGAUCAAAAGAGAUACCGUAAGGAACUUUCAGAUUUAUUCAUGAGAUACAUUCCGAAUGUUUUAGUUGAUACAACACCAAGUGACAAAGAAUUAGAGAAAAGAAUAUUCACAGCCAUGUCAUCGUUGGUAACUAAUACUGAAAGUGUGGUGAACGAUUCAAUCGGAGGAGAUAAAUUUAAUACAGUCAUUUCAACAAUUGUUUCGCAAUAUCUAUCACCUAAAUUCAAAUCAAAGGAUACUUUGGCGGAUGAAAAUGUUUUAUCAUUAGCUCUUAAAGUCACUGAAGUGGGUUCGAAAGUAAAGAACUGGAAACUUUUGAUGGGAGAAACCUUUGUGGAUGAUAAGAAGUUUCUUUCUUUCGGAGAGAGUAACACAUGGAGGGAUAUUAUUUAUCAGUGGUCAAUGUAUCCAGAAAAUAAAACAAAAUUACUAAGUGAGUUGUUACUUGUCACAGGAAGUAAAAAGACUGGAAUGACUCCAUCCUUGAUCCCUUUCAAUUCUUGGUCAAAUUCUGAAACAAAUACCAGAAAUCAAAAUUUAAAAAGAAUCUCAUACCUAUUGUUAAUAUCACCUAAGGACACAUAUUUAGUAGAUUUCCAAUCAUUAUUUUCUUGUGUUUAUCAAUAUCUGGUAUCAGAUGAAAAUCAAUUAAAAAGCAGUAGUUGGGUAUUAUUAAGAUCUUUGUUUUUGACCUUCAAUACCCCUCAUUUCAAUGAGUAUUGGUCUAAGAUAGCGUAUUGUUUACAAGUUAACCUUCAAAGAUUCUAUGAAUGUUUACAAAUUCAAAAGGACAUAGAUCCUAAUGAAAUUCUACAGAUUUGCAAGACACUAGAUUUAUUGUUAUUGUUGGGCUUCGAAGGCUUCAGUGCUACUAAUGAAUGGAUAUUUAUAAUUGACACCAUCAACUGUAUCCAUAGGAGUGCUCCAUUUGUUGCACUUGUUGAUGAAAUUGCUGAAUUCAAAGAUUUCGAAAAUUCUAGAACCGAGGAUUUAGAACUCUCUACAUCUGGUCCAUUGAGAAUUCCGCUAUUGAUGAAAAUUCACAAAAUACAUCAUUAUACCCAGUUGAGAAACUUUUUCCAUCAAUUAAGUUAUGAACAUUAUGAAAAUAUUUACGCUAUGAAGGACAUUAAUGUUGAAUCUUGUAAGGAAGAUAUCUUUUGUGACAUUUUCGACUGA